GACAGCCCCUUCAGCUGAGAGUCACGUGAUGCGACCUGGCCCCGCUUCCGAUUACGGCUGCUCCGGGCUCUGCCGGCUUGCGCCCAAAGCUUGCUGGGUUCGGCGCGACUCACGAUGCGUAGCGGGCAGUGCGCAGCGGGGGCCCCGGUGCUCCAGUUCACCAACUGCCGCAUCCUGCGUGGCGGCACGCUCCUCAGGGAGGAUCUGUGGGUGCGCGGGGGCCGAAUCCUGGACCCAGAAAAGCUGUUUUUUGAGGAGAGGCGUGUGGCUGAUGAGCAGCGGGACUGCGGAGGCCGCAUCCUGGCGCCUGGCUUUAUCGAUGUGCAGAUCAACGGUGGAUUUGGUGUUGACUUCUCCAAGGCUACGGAGGACGUGGGUUCGGGGGUCGCCCUAGUGGCCCGGAGGCUCCUGUCCCACGGUGUCACCUCCUUCUGUCCCACCCUGGUCACCUCCCCACCAGAGGUUUAUCACAAGGCACAUUCCAGCAGCUAUAAGUGUGCCAGGUCCUCCUGGGCGCUUCCCGGAAGGCCUUGCUCCUGUGAGCCCUGCCCCCACGCCCCUUCUCCACCGCUGUGUUUUCCUCAUGCAGCAGGCUCAACUGGCAAGGUCCUUCCUCAGAUCCCUGUGAAGAGUGGAGGUCCCCAUGGGGCAGGGGUCCUCGGGGUGCACUUGGAGGGCCCAUUCAUCAGCCGGGAAAAGCGGGGUGCACACCCCGAGGCCUACCUCCGCUCCUUUGAAGCCAAUGCUUUUCAUGAUGUGUUGGCCACAUAUGGGCCCCUGGACAACGUCUGCAUUGUGACACUUGCCCCUGAACUAGACCGGAGCCAUGAAGUGAUCCAGGCACUGACAGCCCAAGGCAUCCGUGUGUCUCUAGGGCACUCAGUGGCCGACCUGCGGGCUGCAGAAGUGGCAGUGCAGAGUGGGGCCACCUUCAUCACUCACCUCUUCAAUGCCAUGUUGCCUUUCCACCACCGUGACCCAGGCAUAGUAGGGCUUCUGACCAGUGACCAGCUGCCCCCAGGCCACUGCAUCUUCUAUGGGAUGAUUGCUGAUGGCAUACACACCAACCCUGCAGCUCUGCGCAUUGCUCACCGGGCCCAUCCCCAGGGGCUGGUGCUGGUCACUGAUGCUGUCCCUGCCCUGGGCUUGGGCAAUGGCCGCCAUACACUGGGACAGCAGGAGGUGGAGGUAGAUGGGCUAAUAGCGUACAUUGCAGGCACCAAGACACUGGGUGGCAGCAUAGCCCCCAUGGAUGUGUGCGUCCGGCAUUUCCUGCAGGCUACAGGCUGUAGUGUGGAGUCGGCCCUGGAAGCUGCCUCCCUCCACCCUGCCCAGAUGCUGGGGCUGGAGAAGACCAAGGGGAGCCUGGACUUUGGUGCUGAUGCAGACUUUGUGGUGCUCGACGACACUCUCCAUGUCCAGGCCACUUACAUCUCUGGUGAAUUGGUGUGGCAGGCAGAGGAAGCUGGGCCGUGACUGAGGGUCUUGGCUGGAAAGGACACUUGGAGAGGCCAGGCAGUCCACGGAGCUGGUCUCCAGGGAGCAAGCUGAGAGCCCUGCCCUAUGUCUAAAACAGAACCUCAGUCAUCACUCCUGGAGGGGAGGCAGUGGCUUGGAUAAAUACAGACAGUGGGACUUGC
Mus musculus (house mouse) is the source of this 1640-nucleotide messenger RNA. RefSeq names its product amidohydrolase domain containing 2 (gene Amdhd2). Gene Ontology annotation, molecular function: hydrolase activity; N-acetylglucosamine-6-phosphate deacetylase activity; hydrolase activity, acting on carbon-nitrogen (but not peptide) bonds. Bases 115 to 1476 code for a protein of 453 amino acids. The transcript is spliced from 12 exons. The record is from RefSeq and is a predicted model, not a curated record. Gene Ontology annotation, biological process: N-acetylneuraminate catabolic process; negative regulation of UDP-N-acetylglucosamine biosynthetic process; N-acetylglucosamine metabolic process. NCBI's taxonomy places the organism in Eukaryota, Metazoa, Chordata, Mammalia, Rodentia, Muridae.